AUGUCCACAGCUGUACUGAACGCGGCAAAUCCUGCACAACCGAUCAUGGUGGACGUUGGACCACUCUUAAUAGCAAGACCACCACCAGUGAUGCAUCCGGCCAUGGUUCCGUUCCAAAGAUCGUUCUUAGCGCGCAAGGACUCGAUUCCACAUUCGACACCGGAGAAAAUCAGCCCAAUGUAUCCAAAGUUUUUCGCCGAAGACCAUGUUCGACGACCCAUAUCGCUGAACUGGAUCUUCACUUGCUGUUUGAAUGGCAAAUCCGCAAUUUGUUGUGCAGGACUUUGUCCUGGUCCCAUACCUGGAGCAACGUCGUAUGCCAUAGAGGCCAUGAAUAAACCAAAGAAACCACCAAGAACGAAUCCCGACACUCCGGACAUCACUGCUUUUCCUGGACACGACGAGAUGAACUCCAUAAUCUGCUUGGCUCCUUGUUCGGCCUGUUCCUCCUGGGUCAUCUCUUGGAGAGACCGCUUUGGAGGCGGCAACGUCGAUCUGCGUCUUUGUAGUUGGAAUGACAAUUUCGAGUUCACCGUCCUGGGCGUUCUUAGUGACCUUGGCUUCACCCAAGUCGUUUCGCAAGUCGUCACCUUUGGUACCCCAGGAGAUAUCGUGGAUGUUACAGAAUGCAUAGAUGUUCAGAACGUUGAUGUAAGCUGGACUCAACAGCAGGUACUGAACAAAACUAGUGAACAUGUGACACGGGUCCAGGAAGAUGAAAGAUCCAAUGAAGUAGAGAGCAUAUGUGCUCGUGGUUGCAACGAUCAAAUCACGGAAUUUUGUCUCUGUAAAUAUCAGUUUCACGCUGAAAUCGUUGGAAUGGUCCUUGAUGAUUGUCUGGAUACUCUUUACUGCCAUGAACACGGCAGCAAAGAUCAUGUAAACCAUGAGUAUUGCGAAAAAUGUCACAAUAAUUAA
Molecule: messenger RNA, 918 nt
Organism: Ogataea philodendri
Lineage: Eukaryota; Fungi; Ascomycota; Pichiomycetes; Pichiales; Pichiaceae
Exons: 2
Coding region: 1-918 (305 amino acids)
Source: RefSeq, a predicted model, not a curated record